Molecule: messenger RNA, 915 nt
Organism: Ascochyta rabiei
Lineage: Eukaryota; Fungi; Ascomycota; Dothideomycetes; Pleosporales; Didymellaceae
Exons: 1
Coding region: 1-915 (304 amino acids)
Molecular function (GO): hydrolase activity
Source: RefSeq, a predicted model, not a curated record
AUGACAAAUACAUCGUCCAUGCCAAUCAUGCACAACCCGCAGUUUCAGAUAAUAUCAGACCUGCAUCUCGAAGCGCCAAUACAAACACCCUCCUACUCUUACUUGUCUACACCCGCCAACUUCCCACUGCUUGCAUCCAACCUCUUCCUACUAGGUGACAUCGGCCUCGUGUUCCAUUCUCAACCUCUGCUCGCCUUCCUGCGCUCCCUUCUCAGCAGAGACAGCAAAUUGAAAAUAUAUUAUGUCAUGGGGAAUCAUGAGCCGUACCAUAUGACGGUAGAGAAUGCCGUGAAAAAGAUGGAACAGUGGGAGGAGAUGCUUAAUAAGGAGUUUGGGCAACGAUUCUACUUUCUCAACCGCAGGAGAGUCGACCUUGACGCCCAGACGACUAUCUUGGGAUGUAUACUCUGGACUUGCGUGCCGGAUGAACACGCACAGGAAGUAGCGAGAACGCUGAAUGAUUUGUCAGACGAGAACGGGAUCUGGGACAGAAGUUUAGAUGACCAUAAUGCGGAUCACAAGAGGGAUCUGAUGUGGUUAAACGAGCAAGUCGAGUCGAUUGAGGAGGAGCCGCAUAGGGAGGUGGUGAUUUUGACACAUCACUCACCUACCACUGAUCCCCGUGCAAACGACAGACGCUUUCCACCCGAGAGAUCACUAAAUAGCGGAUUUCGUACCGAUCUAAGGAAGGAGGCGUGUUGGACGAGCCGCAAGGUGAAGCUCUGGGGGUUUGGGCAUACGCAUUUUAGCUGCCAGCUCACCGACGAGGAAGAGGGGAGAAGGAAGUUGGUCGUUGCGAACCAAAAAGGCUACGCAAAGCCCGAAGGCAAGGGCAGCUGGGAGGCGAAGCCAGUAGUUGUUGGGAGGGAAGAGGGGGUGUGGAAGGUGGUUGUUGGCGAGAAGAAAGCCAGUUGA